Molecule: messenger RNA, 1410 nt
Organism: Penicillium crustosum
Lineage: Eukaryota; Fungi; Ascomycota; Eurotiomycetes; Eurotiales; Aspergillaceae
Gene: tim44
Product: protein translocase subunit TIM44
Exons: 4
Coding region: 1-1410 (469 amino acids)
Biological process (GO): protein import into mitochondrial matrix
Cellular component (GO): mitochondrial inner membrane
Molecular function (GO): protein-folding chaperone binding
Source: RefSeq, a predicted model, not a curated record
AUGCGAGAGCAUGAUUCCGGCCAACAUGUCCGCGGCACGAGCCGUUUCCUUGCGGUCCCAGGCACCGUCCCUCCGAGCAUCAUCUCAGCGGUUGUCUCGCGCCGGAUCAUAUUCAACCGUCGCAGCUCAAACAUUCACUCACUCUCCCAAGAGCCACAGAGCCGUCCUUCAAUCCCCUUCCCACCCCAUCUCUCAACUUGUCUCACCAUUCGCUGCUCUCCCUUUGACGCGGUCUUUCCACGCCGCAACCUCCCUUUGGCAACAACAGCAGAAGCAACAGGAAGGCAAGCAGGGCGAAGACGCAAAGUCCGAACCACAGGACGAGGAGUCCAAGAAGGAGAAAAAGAGAAGGAGGAAGAGAAGGUUCCACCGCCACCCCAUGGAGACAAGUCUCCUUGGCAAGUCUUCCGUGAGACUCUGCAGAGCGAGUUCAAGGCCUCCAAGGAAUGGGAGGAGUCUACUAAGGCACUCGCCUCCUCGGCUCACCAGUUCACUGAGAAUGAGAAUGUUAGACGUGCGCGCGCUGCUUACGAGGCUGCAUCAACCGCCACGAGCUCCAAAACCUCCACAGCCUUCAAGACGACAGGUCAAGUCAUUGGCAAGGGAGCUGCUUGGACAUGGAACACCAGCGUUGUGAAGGGUGUUCGGAAGGGUGUCAACGCAACCGGAGAGGGCCUCGAGAAAGCCACGAGACCCGUUCGGGAAACCGAAGCGUACAAGAGUGUGAAAAACGCCAUUGAUGAUGGCAGCAGCUCGCGCUAUGGCGGUUGGGUCGAGAAAGAGGAGCGUCGCAAGCAGCGCCAGCUCCGAGAGGAGCAGGAACUGAAGGCUGGGAAGUCUCUCCGUGUCGAGGAGAGAGUUGAAGACCCCAACGCCGCACGCAGCAUCUCCGAUCGCGUUGCUGGCUUCUUUGCCGAGAACGAGACCGCCAUGGUCAUCAAGAAGUUCCGGGAGAUCGAUCCCAACUUCCAGAUGGAGCCUUUCCUGCGCGAAAUGCGUGAUUACAUGUUGCCAGAAGUCCUUGACGCUUAUGUCAAGGGUGACGUUGAGACACUCAAGCUCUGGCUUUCCGAUGCUCAGUUCCAUGUCUAUGCUGCUCUUGCUAAGCAAUACACCACUGCCGGACUCAAGUCGGAUGGUCGCAUUUUGGAUAUCCGUGGUGUGGAUAUUUCUCACGCCCGUAUUCUGGACCCCGGUGACAUUCCUGUGUUUGUCGUCACUUGCCGGACACAGGAGAUUCAUGUCUACCGCAAGAUAAAGACUGGUGAGCUAGCCGCUGGUACGGAUGACAAGGUGCAGCUGGUCACCUACGCCAUCGGAUUGACUCGUAUCCCUGAUGAAGUCAACAACCCCGAGACUCGGGGUUGGAGAUUGAUCGAGCUGCAGAAGGCUGCCCGUGACUACAUCUAA